CUCCCGCGCUGAGCUGAGCUGAGUUGAGAGAACUUGUCUCAACUUGUCGAUAGGUAGAGUUUGUGUAAUUGUUAGCGUUGCGUUGAAGUAAGGUUUUCGAAUUGCGCGUAUCGUGAUAAGUGUUGUGCGUUGCAAGUUUUUGAAAACAGUGUAAAAGUUGAGAGAAGACUGUCACUCAAUAUCUGAGCUGUUCGAUUGCUGACCUGAGAUAAACAUUAGCAGUCAGCAGGCCCGAACUCUGAACUGAAGCAAAAUGACUGACUCCGACUCUGAUAAUGAUGGCAGAUUCGAUAAUACUCAAGACACGCAGGGUUACAGCAGCAAUGGCGAUGAUCCUCCCAAUGGAAACUUGACUGACAUAUAUGCCCAAGAUUAUGAGGAAGUACAGAGAAUGCUACAGGAGGGAGCAACAUCAACUGAAGCAGUAAAUCGAGUCGGCCAGCUGCUCAAAAAGAAUGCUACACUUUGUCAGAAAGAGAAAAAAGUUCGAGAAUCCCUUUAUGGUAGUCAUGUAUUAUCUAUUUGCGCCCAGCUUUCAAGGAACCAAGCUCAGGCAUUAGAUACGAACUUGGCAUCAUUUGAUGUCAACACAUUUGCUGAUGGUAUUUUGAAUUUGGCAACUGAUAGAGAACAAGAGAAACUUGACUGGAACCUGAUGUUCCCAAAAGUACAAAAAUUAUUCCACAGAGCACCUGGGGUGUCCUACUUAUAUGGAUCUUUUAAAGCUGAAGAGCUGCCUAGAAAAGAACCAAAAGAAAGAGCUCCAAGGAAACAAGCUGCCAGGGCAGCAGCCGAGAAGCAGCCUGAAAAGGUGACAAAUGUUGCGGCUGCAGAUGAAGGAAACGAUAAAGCUGUUCAACAUCUCAAGAAAGUGCUGAAGAGGAAAUUUAGAGAAAAUGGUGACCAGCCUAUCAGUUUCUUUGAAUGUGUGCUAGAUCCAACAUCAUUCCACCGCACUGUGGAAAACAUUUUCCAUUUGUCAUUUCUAAUGAAAAAUAAUUUUUGUGCCAUUAGACAAGAGAAUGGUAAUGGUCUACCAUACAUUCAUAAAAUAUCUGCAGCAGAAGUUGGUGAAUUGCUGAAAGGCAAAAAGUUACAAUGCAUUGCUUCAAUUAGUCCAGAAAUGUGGCAGACUCUAGUCAAGGUCUUUGAAAUUAGACAGCCCAUGGUGCCACCUCUUACCUAAGUCAAAAUUGAACGUUUGAUUGAAGAAUUACUUCUGUAAUCUGACCAUGUCAUUCAAACCAAACAUUUUACAUAUAUAUUUUUUAUGUUCUUUCUUUCCAUUCAAUAGAAAUUAUUAUGGGUAAUUCUGUUAGUUUUAAUGUGGAAUAGUUUAUAGCUCUGAAGCAUGCUGUCCUUAAGUAUAUAUGUUAUUUGGCUCCUUCUAUUGAUAGUAUUACAUUUUUAAACUUUAAACCUUAAGCAGUCUUUCACCCCAUUUCUAAUUACUUCAAAGCUGUCAAGAGCAGCGUCUGUACCUGUCUUUUGUGUUUUUAUAAACAUUUGAUAAUAAAUACCUGUGCCUUUGAGACCAAGAA
This is a messenger RNA of Frankliniella occidentalis (western flower thrips), 1541 nucleotides long. It is a transcript of the gene Nse4, whose product is annotated as non-structural maintenance of chromosomes element 4 homolog A. The record is from RefSeq and is a predicted model, not a curated record. Bases 254 to 1186 code for a protein of 310 amino acids. Gene Ontology annotation, biological process: DNA repair. The transcript is spliced from 7 exons. Gene Ontology annotation, cellular component: Smc5-Smc6 complex; nucleus. NCBI's taxonomy places the organism in Eukaryota, Metazoa, Arthropoda, Insecta, Thysanoptera, Thripidae.